Molecule: messenger RNA, 2294 nt
Organism: Vigna angularis (adzuki bean)
Lineage: Eukaryota; Viridiplantae; Streptophyta; Magnoliopsida; Fabales; Fabaceae
Product: dnaJ protein homolog
Exons: 3
Coding region: 301-1440 (379 amino acids)
Cellular component (GO): cytosol
Molecular function (GO): protein-folding chaperone binding
Source: RefSeq, a predicted model, not a curated record
UGAGUUAGUUGAUAACAACCAUAACAAGAAUUCUAAUUAGAAGUUCGUUUACAACAAGUUAUGUUUUGAAUAGAGAUUAUUACGUCCGAUGGCACUAAAUAUAGGAAAAGGGACGUAACAUGAAAACAGAUAACAAAACCAAAGUUGCCUGUUCAAACGUUUCUUGACGUUUGUUUUGAUUUAGCUCAUCUCUUCCUCUUGAUUUGGUGUAAACUUUGUUGUCUUGUGUUUUUCUUCAUCCCUCUCUUACAUAUCAUUUUUUUUCCUUCUGAUCCUCCAAAACUCUCUAUAACCAUUCCAAUGGGACACGGCCCACGCUCCCAACCAUUGGAUUUGACCAACAUCUUCAAGAUUUCAAAAAAUAAGCCAUUGAAAGACGUCACCAAGGCUUACAAAUCGCUCAUAUCCAAACGGAGUCAUGACAAGAAAAGCCCCGGGAAUCCGACAACAUCCCCAGGGUCCGAGGAAUUUGAUAAUAAGAGAGUGGAUGAAGAUAUUUGGAGUCCUAAAUUUUUGUCAAGGGCAGCAAGUAGAUUAUCCAAAACACCAACACCAAAAUCAAGGCCUAUGUCAAGAAAUGGAAGCAGGAGAUCAUGCACAACACCAAGUUCUCUAUCAAGAAAUUCUAGUCGAAAGAGUGCUACAGAAAUUGCUGCAUCAUCUAUCAAAAGGAUGAUGAGCAAAAGGAGUUCCUCGGCUUCUUUGUCAAGGAACAAAACAUUGGACAUCUCUGAACCUGAGUUAACAAGCCAUGCCGCCUCUCCAAGAUAUGACACAGGCACAAAAGGGAGCACCGAACAUAUAUCUGGAAUCUCUCUUUCAAGCAAUCUGAGCCAUAGAUCCACAACACCUAUCGUAUUUUCACAGACAACAUCUAGAAAGAAACCCCCAGAUGUUGAGACAAAGCUACAUUGCACACUUGAGGACUUAUGUUUUGGAUGCAAAAAGAAGAUUAGAAUUAGCAGAGAUGUCAUCAAAUAUCCUCCUGGGGUAAUCGUCCAACAGGAGGAAGUCUUAAAAAUUGAGGUAAAGCCAGGAUGGAGAAAAGGAACAAGGAUUACAUUUGAAGGAGUGGGUGAUGAGAAACCUGGAUACCUGCCUGCUGAUGUAAUAUUCUUGAUUGAUGAAAAGAAACACCCUUUGUAUAGCAGAGAUGGCGAUGAUUUGGAAUUAUGUGUUGAGAUUCCUCUAGUGGACGCACUUACAGGCUGCUCCAUACCAAUCCCUCUAUUGGGAGGGGAAAAUAUGGCUCUGUCAUUUGAGAAUACAGUAAUACACCAUGGAUAUGAGAAGGUUAUUAAAGGUCAAGGAAUGCCAAACGCCAAAAAGAAUGGGACAAGAGGUGAUCUUCGUGUCAAAUUCCUGAUUGAUUUUCCCAAAACCUUAACUGAAGAACAGCGGAGAGAAGUUGCUAGUAUCUUGCAAGAUUGUUGCCAAUGAUUGCUACAAAAUAGAGGACAACAGAAUAUUUUAUUAUCAGUUUAAGAAAUUUCUGGUAUCGUGCAUGCAUAUUCAGUCCUAUCCAACACAACAACAUCAAUAUCAAGCACACAAUAAUGGAUGCAUUUCGUGCACAGAGAAUGAGGAUGUUGAGUUGAGCUUCCACAAGAGGGAGGUCAGGGUUGAAAAACAAAGAGAAUUUUCUACUGAUGUUGUCUUCAGCAGUUAUCUCCUUCCUAAGUAGCCUGCCUCUUAAUGUGGCCAAAUGCAAAAUCUUUUAGAUUGGAUAUGUCAACUUGGCAACCAGCACAAUUUGCACCAUUCCAGGCAAAAAUCUCAUACAGAAUGCAACUUCUACGUUAUUGCCAUAGGUUACUUAGUCAGAGGACAUAUCUGAGGAGAUAAGUGUCGCCAAAGAUAUAAGUUUUGUAUGUAUCUAUAACGGUAGGCAACAAUGCAACUAGAGUUUCAGCAGGCCUUUGUUAUUUCAGCUUCUGCUACAAUACAAUGAGCAAAUGUCCAUUUGUACUCUUUUCAGCCAAACAAGACUAGAGAAGGAAAAAUUAAAGGGAAACUGAAUACCAACUGGCAACAUUUUAAUAUAGGCUGUAAUAAUAUGCUUUCAGGUUCAAGGGCUGCAAAUUAAGUCCCUCACCCACUAAACACUACUACCAAUCAGAUGAACUAUCCAGCAAGGCUCAACGUUUCACGCAGAAGGGUAGCAACAAAGAACAAAUAACCUCGUUAAGAGAAACUGAUGAGUUCUAUAGACGAGGCUGAGAAGUCAAGUUUCCAACUUUCGAUCACAAAUUGACAUAAAAUCAUAGACUAUAAUUGAUGGCAAUAUAUAUAUA